AUGAUGUAAAUAAACACUUGUACAUACAUAUUUUUUUCAAUCAUGUAUCGAGACAAUUUUUAUACAUUAUUAAAAUUAAAACCUUACAAAACUUACAAUUGCGUGUUCAUACACUCUUCUCAAUCAAACCUUAUAGAUUCUCGCGACAUCUGUGAAAUUGUAUACACCUAACCUUAAAGUAGCGAUGUUAAAAGAUGUCAACACACAUAAUUACUAGGUAUUUGUAGAUUAAACAUUUUAUGUUUUCAAAAAAUGACUAGCCUUUUGAAAUUCGUCUUUCGACACAGAAAUAUUGUAAAUUAUACAGAAUGCAAAAGGUUUGCUGGUCACAAUAAAUGGUCCAAUAUAAGACACAUUAAAAUGGCAAGAGAUAGUGAAAGGGCUUCUGCUCUGCAAACACUUAUCAAGAAAAUGAAAAUAGCAAUAGCAGAGGGUAAAAGUGCAAAACCUGAUGAGAAUGUAAAAUUAGCAAGACUUAUAGAUCAAGCUAAAAAGAAUUCAUUACCGAUGGCAACGAUUAAAAAUUUACUGGAAAAGAUGCAAAGCUCCAAAGCUAAAGGUCAGACCGCUGUCUUUGAAUCUAGAGGACCAUCAGGUUGCGUAGUGUUAAUACAAUUGUUGUCAGAAAAUAUAAUCCACACCAAACAACAUUUAAAUAGUCACCUUAGAAAAACAUUUUUUUCGCCCGCUGAAUUAGCUAGUGAGAACUACUAUUUAAAAAAAGGAAUCGUUUUGACAGAAGUUGAUGGGCAUGAUAUUGAUAAUGCAUUGGAUGAUGCAAUUGAGAUUGGUGCUGAAGAUGCAGAAAAAUGCAAAGAGGAAGAAAAGGAGUUUCUAAUGUUUUCAUGUCAAGCAUCCGAACUAAUGAAAGUGAGAACCAAGCUAGAAGAUUUAAAUUAUAAGAUAAUUCAAGCUGACGUUCAGUAUAUACCUCAAGUUUUUGUGGAACUGAAUGAUGAGGAUAUGGAGUUGGUUAGUAAAUUGUAUGAAAGAUUAAAUAAUGUUGAAGAAGUGGUUGGAAUAUACAGUAAUAUAUUAUAAAAUAUCAUAUUCCAAUCUGUACAUAUAUAAAUAAAUCAUUAUUUAUAACGUC
Molecule: messenger RNA, 1093 nt
Organism: Nasonia vitripennis (jewel wasp)
Lineage: Eukaryota; Metazoa; Arthropoda; Insecta; Hymenoptera; Pteromalidae
Product: translational activator of cytochrome c oxidase 1
Exons: 4
Coding region: 253-1041 (262 amino acids)
Cellular component (GO): mitochondrion
Source: RefSeq, a predicted model, not a curated record